AGCUUGUUUACGAUGGACCGCGGUCGUUAUCAUUGCACCGCCAGUCAAGCUUAAUGCAUGUAAAUAGAAUACCAGAGAUAAUCGUGAUAGGAGUCUGCGUCGUUGUCGGUACAUAUUAGCUGCCUUAUUUCCAGCUGCACUCACUGCUCGUUUGAAGCCGCAAAACAUAACGAUGAAAACGUUUAACUUUACGGGACUAAUGGCACCGGUGUUCACCCCGUACACGAACGGGAAUGAAACAUUAAAUCUACAAGCCAUCGAGCCGUAUGUGGAACUGCUGAAAGCGAACCGUGUGAAAGGUGUGCUCGUAAAUGGAACCAGCGGCGAAGGAAUGCUUUUGACCGUCGCAGAACGUAUGCUGGUGACGGAGGCUUGGCAAAGCGCCUGCAAAAAGUAUGGUAUUACCGUCAUGGUUCAGAUUGGAGGAGCACCGUACCCGGAUGUCGUGCAACUGGCGCGGCAUGCCUUGCAGAUCGACGUGGACGCGGUACUGUGCCUUCCGGAGCUUUAUUUUAAACCAAAAACAGCCGAAACGCUGGUGUCCUAUCUGAAGAGUGUAGCGAAGCACUGCCCCACAAUACCGUUCUUCUACUAUCACAUCCCGAUGUUUACCGACGUGAAUGUUCACAUGCCAACGUUCCUGAACAGGGCAGAGCAAGAGAUAGGCAACUUCCGAGGGAUCAAAUAUACGAGCGGAGAUCUUGAGCAAGGUAGCGCAUGUUUGAAGGACGGACGUACCAUAUUCCUCGGUGCCGAUACUAUUCUGUGUGGCGCAGUAGCGGCCGGCUUCGACAGUUUCAUUAUGACGACACUGAACAUCUGUCCAGAAACGGCGUUCGAAAUCAUUACCGACGUGAAUCGGGGAGCUGUGCAGGACGCUAGAGAGAAGCAGCGUAAGUUAAAUGCACACAUUGCCACAAUACUACAGCAUGGCGAUUGGGUAUCGGCCAUGAAGAAAGCAUUCAUAGAGAGGUUUCCUUCAAUCGAGGUCGGCCAUACCCGGCCGCCACUCAACGCUUGAAGAUGUGCUUUAUUGGGGAACGAACGCCUUCUUUGUCGCCUUCCUUAAUGACUGUCCAUGAACUGAAGAUCGGAAACGAGCAGUAUUGUUUGGGGCAGCGGCCGCGGUUGGGGAGAUAGCACCGUCAGCACUUGCUUGUCCAUGUUGACAUUGGUGACGCAAAUAAAGCCUGCCACGUUGGUUUGGAUCACAUUCUCGUCGGUA
This is a messenger RNA of Anopheles stephensi (Asian malaria mosquito), 1225 nucleotides long. RefSeq names its product N-acetylneuraminate lyase A-like. Lineage: Eukaryota; Metazoa; Arthropoda; Insecta; Diptera; Culicidae. Gene Ontology annotation, biological process: N-acetylneuraminate catabolic process. The coding region runs from base 173 to 1021 and encodes 282 amino acids. The record is from RefSeq and is a predicted model, not a curated record. Gene Ontology annotation, molecular function: N-acetylneuraminate lyase activity; 4-hydroxy-tetrahydrodipicolinate synthase activity. The transcript has 3 exons.